AUGGAGGAUGAGAAAAUGCAUAUUAUUGCAACCUUUGAUGAUGCCCAUGAAUCAGUUCGAGCUAUUCUUGCCCAAUUCUGGGGAAUUCUACAAUCAGACCCAGAUGUGGGUCAUUUGGGAAUUGAAAUAGUAAGGAGAUCUGUGCGAGCUGGUGAUCAUGACAAAAGAAUAUUACAGAAGGAAGCACAAUGGACCUUUCGAUUACAGACACACAUACAGUACUGUACAGUUCACUGGACACCCAAUAUGGCUCCCAAGAAGCAUAGUGGAAAAAAGAAAGUGCGGAGCAGCAAUGAAGGUGACAAGAACAGAAAUGCAGGUGACAAGAAUGUGCAGCGCAAGCAUGGUGGCAAAAAGAAAGUGCAGAGCAGUAGUAAAGGUGACAGCAAGGUUGUGAAGAAAAUAACCAUUGAGCUGAAGAAGGAAAUUAUAGAAAAGCAUGACCGUGGUAUUCGUGUGACUGAUCUGGCCUCGGAGUACAAGAUGGCAAAGUCAACAAUCUCGACUAUUCUGAAAAACAAAGCCGCCAUCAAAGGAGCUGAUGUUGCAAAAGGAGUGACAAUGUUAACCAAGCAGAGGACGCAAGUUCUGGAAGAGGUGGAAAAACUUUUGUUGGUGUGGUUGAAUGAGAAACAGCUGGCAGGUGAUAGCGUUAGUGAAGCUAUGAUCUGUGAGAAAGCCAGGAAAUUGCACAGUGAUUUACUGCAAAGAAGCCCCUCUACAAGUGCAGCAAGUGACGAAUUUAAAGCCAGUAGGGGGUGGUUUGAAAAAUUCCGCAGGAGAAGUGGCAUCCACAGUGUGAUUAGACAUGGUGAGGCUUCCAGUUCUGACAAGGCUGCAGCAGAAGCCUACAAGUUAGACUUUGCGGAAUUCAUGAAGACAGAAGGAUACGUCCCUCAACAAGUGUUCAACUGUGAUGAAACAGGGCUCUUCUGGAAAAAAAUGCCGAACAGAACCUAUAUCAUGCAGGAGGAAAAGGCACUACCAGGGCACAAGCCCAUGAAGGACAGAUUGACCCUUUUGCUGUGUGCCAACGCAAGUGCCGAUCUAAAAAUUAAACCACUACUGGUGUACCAUUCUCAGACCCCUCGUGCAUUUAGGGAACAAAAUGUGAACAAGGCCAGACUGCCCGUCAUGUGGAGAGCCAAUGCCAAAGCUUGGGUCACAAGGCAAUUGUUUAUGGAAUGGCUGCACGAGGUGUUUGCACCCACCGUCAGAAAAUAUCUUUCUGAUAACCAGCUGCCUGAAAGGUGCCUUCUUCUGAUGGACAAUGCCCCGGCACACCCUCCAGCCUUGGUGGAUGAUAUGGAUGCAGAGUAUGACUUCAUCAAGGUAAAGUUCCUCCCCCCCAACACAACACCACUUCUGCAGCCCAUGGACCAGCAAGUCAUCUGCAACUUCAAGAAGCUGUACACAAAGGCGCUCUUCACUAGGUGUUUUAAUGUCACUGAAGAGACGUCCUUGACUUUGAAAGAAUUCUGGAAGAAUCAUUUCAAUGUUGUCGACUGCAUUAACCUCAUUGACAAAGCCUGGGAAGAGGUCACUCCCCGAACCCUAAAUUCAGCCUGGAGGAAACUGUGGCCAGAAUGUGUCGCUGAACGUGAACAUGACUUUGACGGGUCUGAUGCAGAGGUAGUGCAGGUAAUUGUGUCCAUGGGCAAGAGUAUGGGUCUGGACGUUGAUGGUGCUGAUGUGGAAGAGCUUGUUGAGGAACAUAGGGAGGAGCUGACCACGGAAGAACUUUCUGAACUCCACGGUGAGCAGCAGAGGGCACUUCUUGAGGAGCAUUCCACUGAGGAAGAAGAAGAAAGGGAGGAGGUUAGCAGUGAUGCCAUAAAAUCCAUUAUGCAAAAAUGGAAUGAGUGCCAUGAUUUUUUUGAAAAGCACCACCCCAACAUAACUGUCGUGAACAGAGUGCUAAAUCUCAUGAAUGAUAAUGUGGUCUCUCAUUUUCGGAGGGUUAUGCAGCGCAGGAAGAGACAAGUGACAUUGGACAGAUUUUUCAGACAAACUGAGCCUGCAGCUAGGAGACAAAGGAGAGAGGAAACCCCUGAAGGAGAUCCCCCUGAUGUCCUUAUGGAGGGGGACUCUCCCUCCAAACAAUAA
Molecule: messenger RNA, 2106 nt
Organism: Bufo gargarizans (Asiatic toad)
Lineage: Eukaryota; Metazoa; Chordata; Amphibia; Anura; Bufonidae
Product: tigger transposable element-derived protein 1-like
Exons: 4
Coding region: 1-2106 (701 amino acids)
Cellular component (GO): nucleus
Molecular function (GO): DNA binding
Source: RefSeq, a predicted model, not a curated record